AUGCCUGCGCCGGGCCCGAGCCGCGCCCCCGCGCUCUACUCCGCCGCGUCCCGCGAGCCCUGUCGCCCAGCUCCGCCCGCCGCCUGCCGCUGUUCCGCUCGACGCCCGGAGUCCCGCGCCGCCGGCCGCCGCCGCCCUUCGCCGUCUCCGCCGCCGAUCCAGCGCUGCCCGACGACGCGCGCCUCCGCCGCCUUCGCCUCGUCGCCGGUCGCCGCGUGCACCGCCGGCCUCGCCCCCGCGAACGCCUCCGCUCACCGGAACACCGCGCCCACGUCCCUCCGGUCGUCCCGUCGUCGUCCCCGCAGUCUCCGGCCACCGCGCCGCUCGCCGGAGCACCCCGCCGCCGUCCUCGCCCGGAUCUGGCCAACCGGGACCAGAUCCACCAGUCCCUCCAACCAAACGGCUUCCCCGUGCCCAGAUCCCUCCAUCCUGCAAACACCCCCUCCGCGCCGCCGGACAUGUCCGUCCGCGCCGGACGAAAUCGCGCGGCCGCCCCGAGCCAUCCCCACGUCGACACCUGUCCCUGCGCCGUCCUCCACCGCCGCGGCCCGCGAGGCCCACGGCCGGCCCGCCCGCGCCUGCGCCGGGCCCGAGCCGCGCCCCCGCGCUCCGCUCCGCCGCGUCCCGCGAGCCCCGCCGCCAAGCUCCGCCUGCCGCCUGCCGCUUCUCCCCUCGCCGCGCCUGCCACUUCUCCGCUCGCCGCCCGGAGUCCCGCGCCGCCGACCGCCGCCGCCCUUCUCCGUCUCCGCCACCGAUCCAGCACCGCCCGCCGACGCGCGCCUCCGCCGCCUUCGCCUCGUCGCCGGUCGCCGCGUGCACCGCCGGCCUCGCCCCCGCGAACGCCUCCGCUCGCCGGAGCACCGCGCCCUCGUCCCCCUGGUCGUCCCGUCGUCAUCCUAG
Aegilops tauschii subsp. strangulata is the source of this 900-nucleotide messenger RNA. NCBI's taxonomy places the organism in Eukaryota, Viridiplantae, Streptophyta, Magnoliopsida, Poales, Poaceae. The record is from RefSeq and is a predicted model, not a curated record.